AUGAUAACACUAACCAUGUUGUCUUUUACUGUCACCUAUCUUCUGUACUGGCGCUUUGAUCAGAUGCCGACUCACGUGACUAUUGAAAACCAAUUUGAGCCGAUAGUGAACUUACCAUAUCCUACUAUAACUUUAUGUCCGUCUAACCAAAUGACUAAAUCCUCCGUGGAGUUCUUCAACCGAAAGGGUAAUCUGACGAUUGAUUUGAAAUCCAUAUUACCAACAUUACUAGGGUUCUAUGAACUAGUCGAUAACAUAAACGAUUAUGACUUGGACAAAUUGCAGAAGAGUUUUGAUCUAAAUCGAUUUACCGUUAUGCUGACUGACUGGACAGAGUAUCCUUUUGACUACGAAAGCUAUCUGGUAGAUACGAACGCUGAAAGUUAUCUCUUUUUAAGGGCAACUGACACCUAUUGCUCUAGCGACGUCCAGCUAUUACCCGUGUCGAGCCGCGAAUGUCUCUUCGAUGAUGAGCGUAAGCUGCCCUUCUUUUGGUACUAUCACGAUUCUGAUUGUGAGCUCAUGUGCCAGGUUCUGGCAGUGAAGGAUUCUUGCGACUGUUGGCUCUUUUUCUUACCCUUCUUAGGUAUUGAUAAUACCUGCAAAGCGACUCAUAUUCCGUGCAUUAUGAAUGUUAAGAAGAAUAUGUAUUUGUGGCUGAACUCAGAGCAAUGCCACUGCCCGAGGAAUUGUGUAUCUAGAAAGUACCACGCUGAUGUGACUGUAGGCAACUUCCGCGCUUUACCUUACAUGAUUGAUUCACAAAAUCACUUAUGUUUUUGGGCCUUAAGCUCGAUAAUCGGAAUGUCAUUGUCGGGUUACAUUACCUGGUUACUAUAUUGUCGUUUCUUGGAGACGCCGACGCAGAUCACCAUUGAAAGCCAGUUUGAUUCACUAAAGAACAUGCCCUAUCCCACCAUAACCCUGUGCUCUCCUACACAGAACAGUGUGUCCUCCGUGAAGUAUUUCAACAAGUCUCUUGUAGAUGGUGAACUUACUAUUAACUUAGAAGACACACUCCCUCAACUGAGAGGCUUUUACGAAUUCGUUUCUGAGUUGAAUGAAGGCGAUCUAAUGCAAUUGCAAAAUGUUUUAGAGCUUAACCGAUUCACUAUCCCUGAGGUGAUGGCUAAGACAUCACAAAGUUGCGAAAGAUUUCUGAAGAGAUGCGUGUUUGAAAACAAAUUGUACGAUUGUAAAGAACUAUUCCAACCAAUCAUUACAAGUUAUGGAUACUGCUGCGCUUUCAAUAGCAAAUACUAUUUUGAUGGCAAAAGGAUAACUCUAAACCCUCUAUUCAAGAAUCACACAAUUAACAUUGUCGGAUUCUUGUCUUCACUAAUAGUGAUCUCGGAUUUUGAACCCGAUGAAGUGAUGGUGACGGAUGUAUCAGAAUUUCCCGCUGACUCCGAAAGUUUGUUGGUGGAACCAAAUGGCGAAGCCGUACUGCUUUUACGGGUUAUAUUCACAUAUUGCUCUGAGGAUGUGCGAGCACUCCCAUCGUGGAGUCGUGAAUGCAACUUUGAGAAUGAACAGAGACUGCCAUUCUUCAGAUACUACCGUAAUUCUGACUGCUACCAUUCGUGUCACAUAGAUGCAGUGCGCAAGGCUUGUCAUUGUGAACUUUUCUUCGUACCCAACUUUAAUGUUCAACAUACUUGUAAGCUGACACACAUUUCGUGCAUUAUGGGGAUCAAAAGGAACAUGAGCUCGUGGAUAAUGCCGGACCAAUGCAUCUGCCCACGGGAUUGUGAAUUUAGGAAGUACAGCGUAGAUCUGACUUUAGGCAACUUUGAUGCCAUACCAUAUUUAAUCAAGCCAUAUUUAAUUAAUACAGGACUGACACUUAACGAAAGUACGACGAUACUGAAUUUCGUCUUUCCAAGUCCAGUAUAUGUUAAACAGAAGCAAGAGACGGUGUUGUCGAUUAUCAUUUUAUUAUCAAACCUUGGUGGUGUAUUCGGACUCUUCUUGGGAUGCAGCGGCAUUAGCUUACUGGAAAUUAAUUUCUACAUUUACAAAGGCAUUAAACGCCAUAUUUUUGCAGCAAGAGAGAAACGACGGAAUAGAGUAGAUUCCUAG
This is a messenger RNA of Arctia plantaginis, 2082 nucleotides long. NCBI's taxonomy places the organism in Eukaryota, Metazoa, Arthropoda, Insecta, Lepidoptera, Erebidae. The record is from the annotation of a GenBank genome assembly.